Messenger RNA from Python bivittatus (Burmese python), 1099 nucleotides. The record is from RefSeq and is a predicted model, not a curated record. NCBI's taxonomy places the organism in Eukaryota, Metazoa, Chordata, Lepidosauria, Squamata, Pythonidae.
GUAUCGAAAGCCGCCAAGAGGUCAAGAAGAGCAAGGAUGGAUGCACUCCCCAUAGUAUAUACUAUGAAACUUACAACAACAGGAUCUUCUUCAUCUUAAAAACAAGUUAUGCUUUGCCUUAACUUAUGAGCAAGGCAUGCAACCUGUCCCAGGAUAAGUCCUGGGUUCAAGAAAUCAUGCCAAGAGAAUAAUAGUACAUGGUGUUCACAGCUUGCUUGGUAGACAUGAGGAACACCGGCCAUGAGGCUGCUACUGCCCAUCAAGGUUUUUUGGCCAAGGAAAUGAUCCAACUACUUGUAAUGGGCAUUUCUGACCCUGUGUAACACUGGCAUCUUUUUCUCAUAGACACCAUGGUUUGCACUGGAUGCUGCUCCUGCUUGGACCACAUUGUCACUUAUCUCUUCAAGCAGCUGUCCCGCAGUACCAAAAAGAGGUCUGCCCCAUUGACCCAGGAAAGCGAUCGGUUCCUACACAUCAUGCAGCAGCACCCAGAGAUGAUUCAACAGAUGCUAUCCACGGUGUUGAAUAUCAUCAUAUUUGAAGAUUGCAGGAAUCAGUGGUCUAUGUCCCGGCCCCUGCUUGGCUUGAUACUACUCAAUGAAAAGUAUUUUUCAGAUUUAAGGAAUAGCAUAGUCAACAGCCAGCCCCCUGAGAAACAACAAGCUAUGCACCUCUGCUUUGAAAAUCUCAUGGAAGGCAUUGAGCGCAAUUUGCUGACAAAGAAUCGUGAUAGGUUUACACAGAACCUUUCUGCGUUCCGCCGAGAGGUAAAUGAUUCUAUGAAGAAUUCUGCCUAUGGGGUAAACAGCAAUGACAUGAUGAGCUGACAUCUCGCAAGAAGCCACUCUCUGGGCUGGGGAGGUUAACUUUUCCGAUGGAAAGACAAAAGGGCAUUUCCGAUCCCUGCUGGUCCUUGGGGCUAGGCUGCAGGAGGGAGGGGUGUAAAAGGUUCACUAGGAGAGGGUUUUUUUCCUUGGGGAGGCACAAUUGGCACCUCCCUGCGUGAAUGUCGGAGGAACCCCGUGUCCUGCCACAGCCUGCCUUGUAUAAACAUGUACAUUUUUUCAUAACAUUUUGAACAAGGUUUAUAUUGACUCAA